Molecule: messenger RNA, 3507 nt
Organism: Exaiptasia diaphana
Lineage: Eukaryota; Metazoa; Cnidaria; Anthozoa; Actiniaria; Aiptasiidae
Exons: 2
Coding region: 107-3433 (1108 amino acids)
Source: RefSeq, a predicted model, not a curated record
GAGAGCAUAUUGCAUGCUGAUACACGAACACUCCCAAUAAAGAUAUCUCAUAUAGGGUCAAUGUAAUCGUCUUCCAGUUCGUUUGGGAGUUGUCCUAUUUGCUAGGAUGGCAGAUAAAAUCGUCCAUUCCUGCUUGGUGUCGAAGAUUGCCAUCGCUCUAUCGAUCGUCAGUUUGUUGUUGUGCUGUGGUGUGUUCAUACGAACAGAAUUGGUGCUAAACGAGCUGUAUUCAAGAGACAUGAAGCUGCCAGACAAGAUGAUGUCAAAACACGACACGAACGGUGGCAUAGAUCGACUCAAUAAAGAUCAUGAUUUGAAGCGAAGAGUYGACAGAAAGAAACAAGAAUUAGAGCAAAAUGAAGAAAUUCCAAAAAGAAAAGUAAGGGAUGUUACAACAGCAGUCAACAGCACUCAUAAUCUCCUGUCUGAAAAAUUAUCAAAGAAAGUCCAUCAAGAGGUCAAAAAAGCAUUUCAAGCUCUCAAGUUUCCAAAACAGGGACCACCCGGUCCACAAGGAAAAGCCGGUCCAAGAGGACCGAGAGGACGCAUGGGUAAAACUGGACGUCGAGGAAAACGUGGAAAGAUCGGACUUCCUGGUCCCAGAGGAAUUCCAGGAACAAAGGGAGAUCCUGUUCCUUUAUCAGCACCUCCAACAGCAAUCAUUUCGCCAACACAUCUCAUCGUCAAUGAAAGCCAGUCCGCCAUAUUCCAAUGUUGCUCCGGUGGUUAUCCACGACCAACCGUCGUGUGGAGUAAAAACAAUGCUACUUUACCACACCAACGAGCAGAAGCUGGUUGCAAUGGAAAACUUGAAAUCAAACACGUGACCGCCAAUGACUCAGGAAUCUAUCAGUGUAAGGCUUYUAAUCUUCAUGGCAGCACACAAACAAACGCGACACUUCAAGUGAAUUUCCGCCCACGACUGACCUUAAACACACGAACAAUCUACAAAACGAUUGGCGAUAACAUUAAUCUACCUACGUGUCACGUGGCUGGAUUCCCUAAGCCAAAAAUCACGUGGUCCAAGGCUUUUGGUAGUUUGUCGAAAAGUCGUUCUGUUCUGAAAGAUGGAGGUAUUACUAUACUUAAUGCGAAGAAAGAAGAUUCCGGAGCGUAUGUUUGUAAAGCUGAAAAUAUUCUUGGUUCUGUUCAARGCUCUGUUGUGGUUAAUUUAACCGAUCUUCCUGUGUUUGUUGUCAAGCCUCCAUCUUCGUAUAUUGCCCCUCCUGGUUCAACCGUUAUGCUGAAAUGUUCCGCUAAAGGUGAUCCCAAGCCGUUCAUCAGUUGGAGAAAAGACAGCAGUCUUCUUCCUGCUGGUAGAUAUGAAGUGAAAGAUGGAUCUUUGAUUAUAAGGAACGUCAAGAAAACAGAUUCGGGUGUGUUUGUGUGCAAUGCUGCUACUCUGGCGAGUUCUGGCAUUUUUAAUAUAUAUGCAGGUACGAAAUUGACUGUACAACAUGCAAAAGAUUGCGCAGAUCUUUACAAAUCAGGAGAAAGACGUAACGGUGUUUACACAGUUCAACCCGACAACAAACGUGCCUUCAAAGUCUAUUGUGACAUGACAACUGACGGUGGGGGUUGGACUGUGUUCCAAAGAAGACAAGAUGGAUCGGUUGAUUUCUAUCGCAAUUGGUGGCAAUACAAAACAGGUUUUGGAAACCUGAAUGGCGAGUUUUGGUUGGGUAACGAUUACAUCCAUCGACUGACAGCAAGAACAGCAUCGAGUUUGCGCGUUGAGUUAGAGGACUGGGACAGAACCAGGAAAUAUGCCAAAUAUGGUAGUUUUAGUGUUGGUGAUGAAUCAGACAAGUACAGGCUGAGGGUUGGCUCGUAUUCAGGUACUGCUGGGGACUCGUURRYACSURSWCAUAWCAAYAUGGCGUUUAGUACAAAAGAUAGAGAUAACGACAAGUGGAGUGGUAACUGUGCUACAUUUCAUACAGGUGCCUGGUGGUAUAAUUCUUGUCAUUAUUCUAAUCUGAAUGGAAAGUAUCUGGUAAGCAAGAAGUAUACCGAAAAGGCAUUGGCUUGGCACGACUUUCAUAACCUCUAUAUUAGCUUGAAAAAGUCCGAAAUCAAGAUUCGUCCAACAAUCUUUUACAAUGAAAAACUUGAAAUCAAACACGUGACUGCCAAUGACUCAGGAAUCUAUCAGUGUAAGGCGUCUAAUCUUCUUGGCAGCACACAAGCAACAGCGAAACUUCAAGUGAACUUCCGCCCACGGCUGACCUUAAACACUCGAACAAUCUACAAAAAGAUUGGUGAUAACAUUAAYCUACCUACGUKUCACGUGACUGGGUUCCCUAAGCCAAAAGUCACGUGGUCUAAGGUUAUUGGUAAUCAGUGGAACUUUAGGUUGAAAAGGCUGCUGGGUCCGCGUUUUGUUCUGAGAGAUGGAGUUAUGACUGUACUUAAAGCGAAGAAAGAAGAUUCGGGGASAUAUGUUUGCAAAGCUGAAAAUCGUCUUGGUUCUGCUGAAGGAUCAGUUGUGGUAUAUGUUAUCGAUCCGCCUGUGUUUGUUGUCAAGCCUCCAUCGUCGUAUAUUACCCYUCCUGGUUCAACCGCAAUGCUUAACUGUACCGCUAAAGGUGACCCUCAGCCUGUCAUUAGUUGGAGAAAAGACAACACCCUUCUUCCUGCUGGGAAAUAUGAAGUGAGAGAUGGCUCUUUGAUUAUAAGGAAYUUAACGAAAACAGAUUCGGGUGUGUUUGUAUGCAUUGCAUCAGCCCUCGCGAGUGGUAAUAGCAUUUAUAAGAUAUAUGCGGAUACGAAUUUGACUGUACUACAUGUAAAGGACUGCGCAGAUCUUUACAAAUCAGGAGAGAAAAGUAACGGUGUGUACACAGUUCAGCCCGACAACAAACGUGGCUUCAAAGUCUACUGUGACAUGACAACUGACGGCGGGGGUUGGACUGUGUUCCAGCGAAGACAAGAUGGAUCGGUCCGAUUCGAUGGCAAUUGGCAGCAAUACAAAACAGGUUUUGGAAACCUGAAUGGCGAGUUUUGGUUGGGUAACGAUUACAUCCAUCGACUGACAGCAAGAACAGCGUCGAGUCUGCGCGUUGAUCUAGAGGAUUGGGACGGAACUAGAAAAUAUGCCAAAUAUGGCAAUUUUAGUGUUGGUGAUGAAUCAGACAAGUACAGGCUGAGGGUUGGCUCGUAUUCAGGUACUGCUGGGGACUCGUUAGCAUAUCAUAAUAACAUGGCGUUUAGUACAAAAGAUAGAGAUAACGAUAAAUACAUUGACGWGAGCUGUGCUCRMGGUGAUAUUGGAGCCUGGUGGUAUAAUCACUGUCAUUAUUCUAAUCUAAAUGGAAAAUACAUCGGUAACUACUCCUACUACACUGGAGUGAUUUGGCAUCACUUUCGUAAUUCUUAUAAAAGCAUGAAAACUUCUCAGAUGAAAAUACGUCCAUACAAUUUUUUAAUGUAAAUUAGCGCGGGAAACACUGGAAAAAAUCGUUCACUUUAAAAGGUUCUAAAUUUGAUGUAAAUAUUAUGUAAGUG